Molecule: messenger RNA, 996 nt
Organism: Pseudomyrmex gracilis
Lineage: Eukaryota; Metazoa; Arthropoda; Insecta; Hymenoptera; Formicidae
Gene: Fis1
Product: mitochondrial fission 1 protein
Exons: 4
Coding region: 234-683 (149 amino acids)
Biological process (GO): mitochondrial fragmentation involved in apoptotic process; autophagy of mitochondrion; mitochondrial fission
Cellular component (GO): peroxisomal membrane; mitochondrial outer membrane
Molecular function (GO): protein binding
Source: RefSeq, a predicted model, not a curated record
ACGAAAUACAAUAGUGUCGAGACAGCAGACGUUUUUUUCUGAAUGUGUGUGGUAUCGUUUGUAACACUGUAUAAUAACGCGCACGUUAAAUCUUCGUACAUCCAUGAUAUGUAUACGUAAACGUUAUUUCACAUACACACACACAGCUCUUGACUGUUGGCAAUAGUGUUACACAUUACACACAGUGCACAUCGUCAUAAUUCCCCGAAGUGUUACGUGCGCUUUACGUGAAGAUGGAGGAUAUUUUAAGUGAGGUUGUUUCGGCCGAGGAUUUAAAGAAAUUUGAAAACAUAUAUAAUCAGCAAUUGAGUACGUCACUUGUUACGCCAAAAUCUCAGUUUGAAUAUGCCUGGUGCCUUGUCAGGAGUAAAUAUUCCGCUGAUAUUAGGAAAGGAAUAUUGCUCUUAGAAGAUCUUUAUAGCAAUUAUGAUGAUGAAAAGCGUGAUUGUUUAUAUUAUUUGGCUAUUGGAAGUGCCAGAUUGAAGGAAUAUUCAAAGGCACUGUCGUAUGUUCGAGCAUUUCUUCACAUUGAACCUGGAAAUGUCCAAGUACAACAACUAGAGAAAGUAAUAAAGAAGAGAAUGGAAAAAGAAGGUCUUAUGGGUAUGGCUGUCGCGACAGGUGUUAUUAUUGGUAUCGCAAGCAUUCUGGGCCUGGGCAUCGCAUUAGCAAAAAAAAAUUAAAAUUAAUAGGGAGAAAAAGCUGUAACUGCUAACAUUGCUCUUUGACGGAUUCUAUCACACAACUAUUGCACGAGAAAAGAUUAGUAUUUUGGACCAAAUCCAAAGCAUGUAAUUAGAAAUCCAUUUUUAUAAUUAUUUUCUAUUAUUGUUAAAACAUAAAAACUGUUAAGGAAAUAACAGGAAGAGAGAACAACUUUUUUAAUCAUAAGAUAACUAUAUGGUUUGUUUGAUUACUUAUCGAUUGUAUUGCGCCCACAAAACGUGGUGUGUUGUGUUAAAAAUAUCUACAAAUAACAAACAAGAUUUUAUUUUA